CUCGAUAAAGGCUUGGGGCUGGUUCGUCGUCGCGUCCUGUCGCGUCCUGUCGCGUCUCCUCGCAUCACCCAUCUGUCUGCUCCUCUUAGGCCGUCACCCGCAUUCCAACGGUUACAGUUCCCUUCCGCCCAACUAUCUCUCUGGCAUCACAGCCCAAUUGCUUUCUGAUUCUUUCCUCUGCAACUCGGCGAUGCAAGUAAGUUGCAUAUAGACGCUUCACUUGUCAUGGACCAGCGGAAUGGCACCCGGACUUCUGUCCAUCGCCAGCCUCUUGGCGACGCGACCAACCGAGUUAAUAAUGCAGCCAUUCUGAACGCGGCCCGCCACAAGCGCGUCGACUCCGAAAUCAGCGACAAACCCAAGCCGACCACCAGAGGCUAUUCUAACCCCGCUCUGUCCGCCUAUCCACCCCCUAAUGAUCACCAUCGCCGCUCUAAGCCGGCAGUCCCAAAGGUGGAAGAUCCAGGACCCGUUAACCACCGUCUGUCUGCAAUUACCCAGGACUCUCGCGAUACAAUCGAAUCACGGCGCGUCUCCCAGUUCUCAAAUGUCUCUUCGAAUGCUUCCACGACACGCCAACUCAAGACUCACAUCGGGCCAUGGCAAUUGGGUAAGACAUUAGGCGAGGGUACGUCGGCACGGGUCCGCCUUGCCCGGCACCGUGUUUCCCAUAAAUUGGUCGCCAUCAAGAUUGUUGCCAAGAGCAAAGCCUACCUCACCCAAUCGGGCAGUCUGGCAAACUUAGAUCAGAUGGAUGUCCGAAACCCAACGAGCAAGUCUGACGGCGGCCUUCCUCGGAUGCCCCUUGCUAUCGAGCGCGAGAUUGCUAUUCUCAAGCUUAUUGAGCAUCCCAACAUAAUUAAACUCCACGACAUUUGGGAGAACCGCGCAGAGAUCUACCUGGUCACCGAGUAUGUCGAAAAGGGCGACAUGUACGAUUUUAUGAACUGGAACGGUCCCCUAAACGAAGACGAGGCCAUGUAUUACUUCAGGCAGAUCAUGAGCGCUCUAGAAUAUUGCCACUCUCUCAAUAUAUGCCACCGGGACUUGAAGCCCGAGAACAUACUGCUGAAAGCUGAUGGCCAGGUCAAAAUUGCCGACUUUAGGAUGGCGGCAUUACAGCAAGACCCGGCCCAUCAGCUUAAAACAGCCUGCGGUAGUCCUCAUUACGCUGCGCCGGAAUUGCUCCGGCACCAGCCCUACAAGGGGUCGGCGGUGGAUAUCUGGAGCAUGGGAGUGAUUCUCUUUGCGAUGCUCGCUGGUCGGCUUCCUUUCGACGAAAAGAGCCUGGAACUCAUGGCUACCAAAGCCGUGCGGGGUGAGUUUGAAAUGCCACCGGGUCUUACCAGAGAGGCUAAGGACCUCAUCCGGAGGAUCAUCGUAACGCAACCGUCGCACCGGAUCACGAUGAAGCAAAUGUGGAGACACGCGCUCAUCAAGAAGUACAACUAUCUCGACGAUCUCCAGAAGCCAGAGGGGCGGCCCCGGACUGUUUUUCGGAACAUGGAAAUCCAGCCGAUCCUUGACGACGAUAUCGACCCCCAAAUCUUGAGGCAACUCAAAUCCCUUUGGCAUGGCUACUCAGAGGUGCAAAUAAGAGAGAAGCUCGGCCAGGAGAGGUCCAAUGAUCAGAAGCUGUUCUACUGCCUUCUGUACAACCACCGGGAGAAUCAGCUGGAAAACUACAACAACGAUGUCCCAAUCUCCAAGAGCGACCUGCAUCACGUCCGACCACAGACCCAUGGAAAGCGCAUUUCAACCUGCGAGUUCACGCAGCCAAGACGAGGUGGCCACGCGAGAAGCAUGUCCCGGUUCACUGUCAUUUCCAACUUCGCAGACGCGGAUGAGGUCGGCACAGUCCGGAGCUACGACCCCUUCAACUCAUCUCAGAUUUUGCAGCCUCGCAAUUCGCAAAUCAGCCAUGCGAGAAUUAUUGUCCAUCGCCAUGAGUCUGACAAAACAGCCGGCUCGGGUCCGGCCACGGUGUUACGUUCGUACCACUCGUAUAAGUCUGUCGGCAAUUCUUUCCAGCAGAGGCAGAGAAUGAAUUCCCAAAGAACAAAUACGACAGGACAGCUCAAGUCUCCCCGGAGCGAAGCGAGUUCUAUCCGUAGCCAUCAUAGCACACCCUGGGUUGCUCGGGUUAAGGUGAAUGCUCGCUCUAGGCGUGGCGUCGACUUCUCCAGCGUUCGGAACAAAGACAAUCGUCAGCAGCAUCGAAGCCGUACCAGCUCGAUCGCCCCGGCUAGCAUUGUAGGAGAUGAUACGACCUACGAUCGUUAUGCGUGUUCUCCGUCCAGCCCACGCAAGCAGCCAAAGUCUCACAGAACCGUUGGUACUAGAUCGAUGGUGGACGUUGGCAAGCCAAGGGAAGACAGCUUGAUCUGGAACGAGGAGCUGCAGCAGCUCAACCACCGUAUUGCCAAACACUGCGAUGAGGCCUUCGGUAGCUCUCUCAUUAUAUCAGAGUCUACAGGGGGGGUUGGUGAAGCUCGCGAGGCCAGCCCGUUCUCCCUCUCCUUGGGUACUCCCUCUGCCACUUGGCUGCCAGAAACACCGUGUCCCGCUCAGACUGGGAACCGGUCGUCGAGUCACCCUUGGGAUACCCGACCACUUCCUCCCGUUCCCUCUAACGAGACCGCAACUCCCGAGUGGAAUCGAACCGAAAGCGUCAAUGUCGAGCCACUGUUCUUAGCUCCAAGAUACCCUAAACUCGAUCCCAUUCAUAAGCUGUCAGCGUCGGAGCGCCGGGCUGUUUCUGAGCCAGUAUAUAAUCACGCUGGUCGGGACAUCAGACCGCUACCUUCCAUCUCUGAGAACACGCCAGAGGACUGGAGGCUAAAGAAUCUGAGCAAGCAUCAGAUUCUGGAUGCCUUCCCUCCGACGCCGAGUCCCGUGGUGAGCACUGGAGUAGACUAUCUGACCAGGGUGGAGAAUACCAUUCGAGUCGUCAACUCUCCCAUGGGAGCAGAAGCAGAGGACCCAGUGAAAGUACCCGAGCCUCUGAAUGUUCGAAAGGUGUCGCAAAUUAGACCAGAGGUUGCCAAGUCAACGCGGUCAGCCUCCCGCCAGAGCCAAGACGCAAACUUGCAACUCCAGGACGGCCAUAGUGGUGACAAUACUGCUCCAACCAAGAAACGAGUCGCCUCGUGGUUCAAGCGGUCCUCGAAAGAGGAUGCAAGCAACUCCAGUUUUGUCACCGUCGCGGACACGAGCUUUCAAUCAAAGGAGACGAGCAGCUACGCAAAUGACAAUCAGCCAUAUCGAUCAGACUCGCGGUCAACCGACCGAGCAUCGAUGCCUCAGGCGAGCAAGAAGAAGGCAUUCAGCUUUUCAUUCUGGAAGGGUGCCAAGAACGAGCCGGCAAUGUCGCUUGCAAGCGCUAAUUACGAGGAUGCGUGGUAUCCCGAAGAUGAAAAGUCGGUGCGACCAAAGCCAAGCAAAAAGGCUCUUAGCAUUGCUGGAAGCGCUGCCCAGAGCGUAUGGUGCGACAACGACGUGGGGACUCGAAAGAUUGAAGUCCACCAGAACUGGCUAUCUCGAUUGUUCCGGGUAAAGCCAGCGACGAGAUAUCUCUGCUUUACGGCGCCGAAGCGGCGAGCCCGUCAAGAAGUGGCAAUUCUGCUCAGGGAAUGGCGCAAGUACGGCAUCAAGGACGUGGAGACGGACAAAGAGCGGAAUAUUGUCUUUGCGCGUGUUAGCACAAAGAAUUAUCUCAACUUGAAAGAAGUUUCGUUCGCCGUCGAGCUCAUGACGGUGAUUGAGCAUGGCAAGCGAAACCCACUCAGCAUUGCCCGCUUCACGCAGGAGAGGGGGGCGGCUAGCAGCUUCCACAAGGUUGUCGAUGCGAUGAAUUCGACAUUCAGCAGCCGCGCUCUCCUCGUUACCGACAAGCGCAAGGCCGGUAUGAUGAUCAAGACGCUGAACUCGUAACCACGACGAUUACAGCGCGCCUCGCGCAUACAUGAUUUAGCUGUCUUCUUGUCGGGCGUUGGUGGAUUAUUUGUUACGGUGUGUCGAUUAUUUCACCUUGGGCUUUCUCGAGCAUCGGUGCUGUA
This is a messenger RNA of Lasiosphaeria miniovina, 4058 nucleotides long. RefSeq lists its product as uncharacterized. Gene Ontology annotation, molecular function: ATP binding; protein serine/threonine kinase activity. Bases 226 to 3933 code for a protein of 1235 amino acids. Lineage: Eukaryota; Fungi; Ascomycota; Sordariomycetes; Sordariales; Lasiosphaeriaceae. Gene Ontology annotation, cellular component: cytoplasm. The transcript has 5 exons. Gene Ontology annotation, biological process: protein phosphorylation; intracellular signal transduction. The record is from RefSeq and is a predicted model, not a curated record.